This is a messenger RNA of Salarias fasciatus (jewelled blenny), 1322 nucleotides long. RefSeq names its product cyclic AMP-responsive element-binding protein 3-like protein 3-A. The coding region runs from base 1 to 1182 and encodes 393 amino acids. Gene Ontology annotation, molecular function: DNA-binding transcription factor activity, RNA polymerase II-specific; RNA polymerase II cis-regulatory region sequence-specific DNA binding. Gene Ontology annotation, cellular component: nucleus. NCBI's taxonomy places the organism in Eukaryota, Metazoa, Chordata, Actinopteri, Blenniiformes, Blenniidae. The record is from RefSeq and is a predicted model, not a curated record. Gene Ontology annotation, biological process: regulation of transcription by RNA polymerase II. The transcript is spliced from 10 exons.
AUGACACUGACUGCAGACAAGGUGCACUGUGACAUGGACAUCGUUGACCUCUUGCUCAAAAACGCAGAUGAAUCUACCAGUUGCUACAGCAACCAACUGUGGACUAUCCCAAUGAAUGACGUACGUACUCAGACCCCCAGCCCAGAGAGACACGCUGCUGAUGACUUCUUGGGCAACCUGCUGCAUGGAAGCGACUCCUCUUCUGUGCCAGCAUCCCCCCUGUGGUCACCAGGCACGACUGACAGUGGCAUCAAUGAGGAGCCUCUGAUAGACACACUAGGCAGCCCACACAGCACCGCCUGCACAGCUUUCCCAGCCAUCGACAUACCGGCUCCUCUUCAGCCCAAAUCCCUGGAGAACCGAACACCAGGAAAUCAAAGCAUGGCUGAUGUAUGCAUUGAUCUCGAUUGGGCGUCUGGUGGCCUUAUUGAGAAAUCUGAAAUCGCAUACCACCUCACUGCAAAUCAUAACCGUCUGGUACAACCUGCGCUCACAGUGAAAGACCUGCUGUUAUCCAACCUGGGACAGAAACGAAUCCCCCAGCAUGCCCUGCAGGAGCUUGUUCUUAAUGAGGAUGAGAAGAAGCUUCUGGCAAAAGAAGGAGUAAACCUGCCCAGCAAAUUCCCCCUGUCCAAGUUUGAAGAGAGGGUUUUGAAGAAGAUCCGCCGGAAAAUACGCAACAAGCGGUCGGCUCAAGAGAGUCGAAAGAAGAAGAGGGAGUAUGUUGAUUGUCUAGAAGGAAGAAUGUCUGCAUGCAGCGCUCACAACCUUGAGCUGCAGAGAAAGAUCCAUCAGCUGGAAGAGACCAACAACGCUCUGCUGGAGCGGCUCAGCCAGCUUCAGGCUCUCCUCCCUAAUAGCUCCAGCAAGUCAGCACACAGAGGAACAUGCAUCCUGGUCCUGCUCCUCUCGUUCUCUCUGCUCAUUUCCUCAAACCUGCAGCCAGACCCUAACAGCCAACUCAAUCAGGCAGAAUACGCCAAGGCUAAAGUGUCAUCCCGCUCGCUGCAGGCAGUGGAUGAAGUGCGAGACGUCCCUCCUCCUCUGCCUCCGCUCUCCAUCUCCGGGGGCUUUGAAGCCCUGCGCAGCCUGACAGUGAAGCUCUGGCCCUGGACGAAUCUCCCCGCUGCAGGCCUCUCCUCCACUCACCGCCGGGAUCACAGGCUCCGGGACGAUCAUUGAUUCCAACAAGACAUGUAGCAGGUGCAGCAUCCAAAUGAGCAGAUUAAUUGCUUUUUGGUUUCUGUCUCCCACUACAGAGGCUGAGAGAAGUAUUGCGGCGGUGCUCCAGCAUGCAAACAUUUAGUUGAAAGACGUUCCUG